AUGAAAGCCUUAGACCUCCCGAAAAGCGUCGUGGGUUGGCCUAAGAAAAUUCAGAGAGACGAGAGCCACCCUCCAGAAGCCUACUACGCCAUUACGGAUUUUCUAAAGCAGCAUGUGAAUUCGAAUAAUGAAGCCAAGUUCGUAGUGACCGGCCAUAGCUUGGGCAGAGCUCUCGCUAUUCUGUUUCCUGCAAUAUUGUCGCUGCACGAUGAAACCUUGUUGUUGGAUAGACUUGAAGGAGUUUACACGUUUGAGCAACCUCGAGUUGGAGAUCAUGAAUAUGCUGACUACAUGGUGGAAGAGGAGCUGAAUAAGAACUACUUCUUGCCGUGGGCGAUGAUGUCAAUGAUGAUAAAUGCGGCAUGGGAGAUUAUGAGGAGCUUCAUUAUUGGCUUCAAAUAUGGACCGAACUACAGAGAAGGAUGGCUUCUGAGAAUUUUUAGGAUUAUUGGGUUGGCAGUCCCUGGAUUGCCUAAUCAUCUUCUUCAAGAUUAUGCCAAUGCUCAUCACAAUUCAGAUUUAAUUUGUGUUAAUCUAGAUUGA
This is a messenger RNA of Prosopis cineraria, 543 nucleotides long. RefSeq names its product triacylglycerol lipase OBL1-like. Bases 1 to 543 code for a protein of 180 amino acids. The record is from RefSeq and is a predicted model, not a curated record. Gene Ontology annotation, biological process: lipid metabolic process. The transcript has 2 exons. NCBI's taxonomy places the organism in Eukaryota, Viridiplantae, Streptophyta, Magnoliopsida, Fabales, Fabaceae. Gene Ontology annotation, molecular function: triacylglycerol lipase activity.